Alnus glutinosa is the source of this 5573-nucleotide messenger RNA. Its product is annotated as putative disease resistance protein RGA4. NCBI's taxonomy places the organism in Eukaryota, Viridiplantae, Streptophyta, Magnoliopsida, Fagales, Betulaceae. Gene Ontology annotation, molecular function: protein binding; ADP binding. The record is from RefSeq and is a predicted model, not a curated record. The transcript has 10 exons. Gene Ontology annotation, biological process: defense response to other organism. Bases 934 to 4506 code for a protein of 1190 amino acids.
UUGUACCUACCGUUCUCACCAUCUUUGCGUUCACAAACUUUCUCUCCCCUUAUACUUCACUUUCCUUCUCCCAACACUCUCCAGCUCCAGCAUACGCACACUCCCGGUUUGAAUUUUUUGUUGUUCCCUAACCUUUUGGAGCACCAAAGCUAUACGUGACCUUGCGCUACACCAAUAUACUCCCCGGGGGUGCAUGGUUGCUUGAGUGCGCGGUGUCCAGAUUUUAGCCUGCAGGUGUAUCGUUCUUUUGGUGCGCGCUUCACACCAAAUUCCCGCAUGUUUUAUUUUAUUUGAUUUUUUAAUUUUUUAUUCCAAAAGAAAAAUGUGUUUGUGUUUGUGUUUGUAUAUGUGUUUACGGUAUUAUUUUAAUAAUAAUAAUAAUCAUAAUAAAUAAAUAAAAAAUUAACAAACAGCUCCAAAAACAAAAUUUUUUAAAAUUAUUUUUAAAUUUUGAUAUUACAUCAAAACAUUCCUUCAAAUUAAAAACCAAAAAGACGUUAAAAAACCAAAACAUUAUUGGCACAGCCAACUCGAUUGAAGCUUUCUCAAUAAUUUUUAUCCAUUAUUGAUUUAUUGUAAUGCUAUUCUGCUGUACGUGUCUUUUUACCCUCGAUGUAAAAUUCAAAUGCACCUGUUUCUAUUUCUGAUAUAUGUUGUAAACAAACAAACAGAUAUGUAAGUAAUUGCACCCUUUGUCAUAUCUUUUACUAAAAAGCCAUUCCCAUAAAUAAAUAAAUAAUUAUUGCUCCAAACAUUUUUGUCAUGUGUUGUCAUAUCAGUGUUAAAGUAGCUGGUAACGAUAAUUGCCUUCCACUCCUUUCUAAUAUUUCUCGGUUACUCAAAACACUUGUUCAUUCUACCCUUUCAAGUUUCAACUACGAUCCCUUGAGAGCGCUUCAGUUUUGAGCAUUCCUUCACUCACCAUCAGGAUCGAUGUCCGAACACCUUCUCAUGGGCCCUGCCCAGCAAAUCAUUGACAAUUUGGGCUCACUGGCUACCAAUGAUAUCGCAUUACUUUGGCGUCUCGGAGAUGAGCUUCAAAGCCUGACCGUCGCCGUUUCAACAAUCAAAGCUGUGCUUCUCGAUGCGGAGGAGAAAAACGCUGCUGGGAACCAUCAAGUCAGAGACUGGCUCAGAAGGCUAGAAGAUGCCAUGUAUGAUGCGGAUGACUUGCUGGAUACUGUUUCCACUGACGCUCUACAAAAGGAAAUAUUGACUCGUGAUAAGACGGCCAGACAGGUAAGCAUUUUAUUCGACAAAUUUAACCAGCUUGUCUAUCGUGGUAAAAUGGCCCGUAAGAUUAAGGCCAUGAGAGAGAGGUUAGAUUCCAUCUACGCCGAGGGGGACAGAUUGCACUUGGAGGUACGCCCUGUGGAGACACGUGUCGGGGGAAACAGGGGUAACACUCAUUCUGUUGUCUGUGCGGAAGAAGUUAUUGGUCGAGACGAUGAUAAGAAGGAUGUUAUCCACCUUCUGCUGGACUCCAACGUUGAAGACAAUGUUUCAAUCCUUCCAAUUGUUGCCAUCGGUGGAUUAGGAAAGACUACACUCGCACAACUCAUUUUCAACGAUGACCAAAUCCAAAACCAUUUUCAGCUCCAAAUGUGGGUGUGUGUCUCUGAUCCCUUCCAUGUUAAAAAUAUUGUUGAAAAAAUCUUAGAAGCUGCAACAGAGCAGAAACCAGAACCCGCUGAAAUGAAUACGUUGGUAGUUAAACUUAAAAAAGAAAUUGAUGGAAAGAAAUACUUGCUCGUGUUGGAUGACGUGUGGAAUGAUGAUCGUGAAAAAUGGUCUGAAUUGAAAAAAGUGCUAAUGGGUGGUGCAAGAGGCAGUAGAAUAUUGGUGACUACACGCAGUGAAAAGGUUGCAAGGAUUAGCGGGACAGUUGAACCAUAUUUCUUGGAAGGUUUAGAGGAAGACGCGUCAUGGUCUUUAUUGAAGCAAUUGGCAUUUGAGAAAGGAAAAGAGCCGGAGGACAAUUCAAGCAUCGCAACAGUUGGGAGGGAGAUACUAAAAAAGUGUUCUGGUGUCCCACUGGCCAUAAGGACAAUUGGAAGUGUAUUACGCUUCAAAAUUUCAGAAGGAGAGUGGUCAUCUUUUAAGGAGAAUGAACUCUCACAAAUACGUCAGAAUGAAAAUGACAUCUUACCAACUCUGAAGCUGAGUUAUUAUCACCUUCCUUCACAUUUGAAGCACUGCUUUGCUUACUGCAGUUUGUUUCCAAAAGGUUACGAGUUUGAUAAAUCAAGACUGAUUCAGCUCUGGAUGGCACAAGGGUUUGUCAAGUCUUGUGAUGAUCAAAACCGAUGUUUGGAAGAGGUUGGCAAUGACUAUUUUAUGGAUUUACUAUGGAGAUCAUUCUUUCAAGAAGCUGAAAAGGAUAGGUUUGAUAAUGUAAUUAGAUGCAAAAUGCAUGACCUGAUGCAUGAUCUUGCCAUAUUAGUGGCAGGAUCGUUGAUCACCACCUUAAAUGAUAAGAAGACAAACUUUCAUGAGAAAACUCGGCAUGUAUCAGUUGUUGAAUACUACAGUGUCGAUGCUUCAUCAAUUACAACUUCAUUGUGUAAAGCAAGUAGCAUACGAACAUUUCUUUGUAAUCCCACUUCCGUCAACUUUUUAGAUUGUGAAGAAAUUUUUUCAAAUUCCAAGUUCUUGCGCGUGUUGGACCUGCACGGGAGAAAUCUUAAACUUCUGCCAAGCUCUAUUGGGAAGUUGAAGCAUUUAAGAUAUCUUGAUCUUUCUUCAAACAACAAUCUUAAGGAGCUACCCAAUUCUAUAACUAGGUUGCAGAAUUUGCAGACACUAAAACUCUCAUUUUGUUAUCAUCUAGAAGAAUUGCCAAGCUCUAUUGUGGAGUUGAAACAUUUAAGAUAUCUUGAUCUUACUCGGAACGAGAAUCUCAAGAAGUUACCCAAUUCUGUAUGUAUGUUGCAAAAUUUGCGGAAGCUAACACUCUCAUAUUGUUCAAUGCUUGAAGAAUUGCCGAAAGACAUGAAAGAAUUAGUCAAUCUCAGACAUCUUGAGAUAAAUGGAUGUCAUCGGUUGCCUUAUAUGCCACGCGGAUUGGGGCUACUUACUAAUCUCCAGACGUUAUCAAACUUUGUGGUCCACAAGGAUCCUCUCUCUCAGCAUAGCAGUGGGUUAAAAGAACUAGAGGGACUAAAUAACCUAAGAGGAUACUUAUCUAUUAACAAUCUGAGACAUGGAAAAGAUGUUGCCUCAGAAUGUAAGGAAGCAAAUUUAAAAGAGAAAAAACAUCUUCAUGGUUUGUCUUUACGGUGGAGUUAUUGGAGUACUGAAGGAGGUGUCAAUGCUUCAGACGUUAAUGUUGAUGAUGGGAUGUUAUUGGAAGUCCUCCAACCGCAUCCACAUCUGAAAGAGCUUUGUUUAGAAGGCAAUUGGGGUUCAAGGCUUUCAAGUUGGCUUUCGUCACUCACAAAUCUUGUUACAUUGCGGUUAUUUGAGUGUAUGAAAUGCCAAUACCUGCCACCAUUGAGUCAACUGCCUUCUCUCAAAGAUCUUGUGUUUCACGUAAUGAAUGCUAUGGAGUACAUAUCUGACAGUGGUGACAGCAAUGAAUUCUCUUCUUUUUUCCCAUCUCUCAAGAGUAUCGAACUCUCUUUUUGCCACAAUCUCAAGGGGUGGUGGAGGAGGAGGGAUUCUUCUGUGCAGGUCAAUAGUGAUAGUCAUAAUUCCAUUGAAAAUACAGAGCAUCCUUUACUCCCUUCCUUUCCUUGUCUCUCAAAAUUACGAAUCUCGUAUUGCCCUAUGUUGACUUCCAUGCCAACGUUUCCGCAUCUUGAAGAAAAGUUGUUCUUUUGCAAUGCUAGCUGGAAGCCACUGCAACAGACAAUGAUGAUGAAAAUGGGAGCACCGCAAAGCCCAACAUCAACAGCAAUAUCCUCCUCUUCAUCCACUCCUCUCUCAAAAUUGAGGUCUAUAAGUCUGGAUUCCAUUGAGGAUCUAGAAACGCUGCCAGAGGAGUGGUUAAAGAACCUCACUUCUCUCAAGUUUUUAACAAUACGGGGAUGCAAUAGAUUAAAUUCCCUCUCCCCAGGUAUACAACAUCUCGCUGCCCUUCAAUACUUGGAACUUCAUGAUUGUCUUGAGCUUGAGCUAGCCAAUGUUGAGGAUGAGAUGCAAUGGCAAGGUCUUAAGAGCCUCCUCUCUUUGAUUUUUUCACGUCUUCCGAAAUUGGUGUUUCUCCCGUUGGGGCUUCAACAUGGGACCACUCUACAAAAGCUCCUGAUUUCAGAUUGUGAAAACUUGACGGCUAUACCAGAAUGGAUCCACAACUGCACAUCACUUCAUGUGCUUGAAAUUGAUGGAUGCUCCAGUUUGACAUCACUGCCCGAAGGAAUGCGUAGCCUAACGUCUUUGCAGAGGCUGAAAAUUAAAAACUGUCCCAUCUUAUUGCAAAGAUGCAAGAGAGAAGCGGGUGAGGAUUGGAGCAAGAUUGCUCACAUCCAAGAGUUGAAAUUACAGCAUUUGAAUUCAGGUACAUAAGAAACAGAGGAUUUGGAUUCAGAUUUAGAAGUAGCAGAACCAGCUAAAGCAAAGAAGAAACAGAGGAUUUGGGGCAUAUUCAAAAAAUCUAGGGCACUGAAUUCAUGAUGCUUCACAUAUCAGGAGAAACAAUUAGCCUCUAUUCUUUCUCUUACCACCACCUCUCUACUGUCAUCUCAAACAAAAGAUAGAGAAAAAGGGCCGUGGCUCUCCACCACUGUGGUAUAUAACUGCCAAUGAGCUGGAUUCUGUGUCAUUAUACAUGAGAGGAAGGCUGACAUUGGAGAAGGUCAAUGCAACUUAUGCUGAAGCAAAUGCUCAUCUUAUUACGGCUCAAAAGAAGAAGCUGGCAGAAAAUCUCUGGGACAAAGCCCUGCACUGGCUGAUUGUCCCUAGGUGGUUGAAGCAGAGAUCUGGGAUCAAAUCCCACAUCAAGGUUGCAAGAGUAUGUUAUGGGGAUGGAGUACCACCAUAUUAUGCAAGCUAUUGCUGAAUUCUAUCCCAAAAAAAGUAGGAGCAGUAGCCUCCUGUCCCGGCAUCCAACACCUUGACCUUUCCCUGCAGUGUGUAGGAAGGAGGUGCUGAUAUAACAUAAUCUCACAACUAAAAUCCAAGAUGGGAACGUGUAUUCCUUUUCUCGAGAAACUGGCUUAUACUUGAGCUAGCUAAGGGAUAUUGCAAUGACAGAAGCCGUAACAGGAAAACCCUUUUUUCUUGAAAAUGACAUAAAAGGACCAGCACUGAAGCUUGACAAUACUGGAAAAGCAAUACUGACCGUCCUUCGUCCUCUGGGCUGCUUAAGUGAGACUCAGAUUGGGCAUCACCGUGUGAUUAUUCUUUUGAAGCCUCAAUGAAACCUUGCUUCCCAAAGAACCUCAUGUUUACAAGCUUAUAAUAUUUUCCUAUAUUUCUUUCAAAGAAGAUUGUAAGCCAUCACCUGGCAUGAGUGUAUAUGUUCUUACUUUCAAGGUUUACAAGUAUAGUAAAGACUAAGGAGGAUAACAUUGGCUUUUCAAAGGUGAACUCAGUAAGGAUUAUAAAUUCUACUUUGAAGGUUUUUUGGAAAA